AAACACUACUCAUGUCACCUGCAUACGAAUACCUGAUUAGUGGUGUUUGUAGUGGCAAUGCAAUGGCGAGAGAAUUGAUUUAUACCGAUUGAGACGGGACAAACGGCAAGAAAUUUCCAUCAUAAGUCGCGUCAAGUGAGGAAUAUCAGUAGAUACUGCUAGAAUCUAUAAUCCUACGGCUUUCAAAGUUUCUUUAUCGUCGCAAUUCUGGUAAUAAUCAAUUUACAAGUGACAGCUUCGACUCACAACAUGGCCGCCGCCUCAGUAAUAUCCAGCUCGUUUCGACUGGAAGAACCGGACUUAGACAAGGAUGUUUUCUUCAAUCGACUAAUAAAGCUAGAUGUAAAUGACCAGCAAUCUGUCUCUAGGUUUCUGGAUGAAUACAAGUUCAGAAAGCUGUCAGUCUCUGGUCUUAAUCGCGUCAUCAUUUUCUCGGGAAGGGAAGCUACAGCACUUUUUGAUGAAUUCACGCUGGAAAUAUGGAAGAAAUAUUACAUACAAGAAGAUGUCGCACAGAUAGCCAUCUUACAAGGGAGUCAACCAUUUCCUCUAGAGGGGUUAUUCAUUGGAAAAAGCAGUGGGAAAGUUUUUGUGUGCCAGGAAUCAGAUGACUAUCAGGAGCAGAAAAUCACAUGCAUUGGGUACAGCAUGGAACACUUUCUCACUGUUGGCCCCCAGAGACUCCUGGAGUAUAAUAAGCCACAGUGUUUGUUUGAGAACUGUUAUGGGUGCUUUGAUCCACUGAUCAAGGAUAGAGUGUUUAGCUCCAUGGGGCUACAGACAAAGCCCUGACAUUUCAUAUAAGACCAUGGAAUAGAAGGUUCCUUCUGACUGCUUAAUUUGGAGCAUAUAGGGUGUUGGUAGAAAGUAGUUAUGCGACUAAGGUGAAAUAACAUUCCUUGACAAAAACUGAUGGAGAUGAUUGCAAACUAUGACACAACACAUUGCAGUUCUUCUUCGUUGUGUUUAUGCCAUCACUGGUAUCACCAAGGUUGGACAGGACAAUGUGGACAUUUAACUUAGGUCAAUGACAGUGAACAACAACACAUGGCUGUUAGGAGACAUUAGAGACUGCUUUGGUUUAUCCGCUUCUACAACUUACCUGGCAAUUUCCCUUACUCUUAAUAGCUCCUGAAUCUAGCUUUGCCACUGUUUAGGGCCUAAAAGCCGAGUAAGCUGCAAUAAAUGAGACAACUUACAUGUCUAACACUAAACAAAACAUAACUACCACUAAACUAUCACCAAUAAAAGCAUAGCACGUCAAAGACAUGUAAGACAAUUGUUUCAGGAAAGACAAUUGUUCCAAUAUACUGUAUAGCAGAUGAUUUAGAAAUGUGUGAUCCUAUAGUUCUAUCUUCACAUGCUAGUUCAAAAGUCUUUUUCCAACAAAAAGAUUUACUAGUCCCCAAUGUAUCUUAAUAUAGCCCUGUGCACACUAGCAACAUGAUAAGAACGUGUUUUUCCUUAUCUCACAUUAUUAUGUAUUUUUUUUGUGUAUGCACUAAGUUAUGCUAUUAUGGCACAAAUGUGUACUGAGCUUGAGUGCACAAGGCUUUAUUGAGAUGUAUGAUGGACUAUCUUGGGUUGUGCUUGAGAAGAUUUAAAUUCCAUUCCUCACAUGUGCAUUUUAAACACAGCUUAAUGCAUAUCAAAACUGAUAUGCAUUAAGCUGAAAUGAUUCUGCAUUGUAAAAUACAGCUGAUGCUUGACCAUAGAGUUUGGUCCCCGGACCUCUGCAUGCUUUUCCAGCACAUCUUGAUAUACAUACCGCUGUGUGAAAUUUCAAUAUUGAUACACAUUCUGUUUGUUAACAUGUCAGCGACCUUAACCUUUAUAGCUAUCAGAAGUAAUAGGGAUGGUAAUAUUGCCAGUGAAUUACAGGUUAUAAGAUCAAUGAGGCACAGAAGGUGAAACUAGUGAAGAAUUUUAAUUGUAUCUUGUAAAAGAAAAGUGACAACUUAAAUUAAAUAAAACAAUGAAACAUCUAUAAAGCAUAGAGCAGAGAAAAGCAACCAGUUAAUGAGGGUAAUAAUAAAAAGAUAAUAAUAA
Molecule: messenger RNA, 2049 nt
Organism: Nematostella vectensis (starlet sea anemone)
Lineage: Eukaryota; Metazoa; Cnidaria; Anthozoa; Actiniaria; Edwardsiidae
Exons: 2
Coding region: 250-792 (180 amino acids)
Source: RefSeq, a predicted model, not a curated record